ACAAUCUUUUAUGGCCCACACUUCCGACAGCCUGCAUGCGCUACUGGCCGAGUUGCGGGUAGAUGCAGCAAGAUCGUCAUCCAGAGGCCCGAUGGUGCUUGUGGCUGGCCCCACAGAUGCUGGCAAGUCGUCAUUGUGUCGGCACUUGUUGUGGCACUCGCAGCUCCAAGUGUACGACGAGGACACGUCCAGUCCAACCACCAGCAGCAGCAGCAGCCAGCAACACCAGCAUCCGAUUGUCUUUGCUGAUUUAGACAUCGGACAAGGCGAAAUUGGGCUGCCUGGGACUAUCGGUGCGUCGGUAGUGACACGGGACAACUUUGUUGUGCCGGCACCAGCCGAUGACCAGGUGGACUUGGCCGAGUACGGCAGCGAACACAACUUUCCGUUAACGUGGCUUCGCAACCUCCUUUUCUACGUUGGACACACCAACAUGUCGGAGAAGGACUGGCUGUUCAAAUGGUAUGUCCAACAACUGGCCACCCGCAUUCGCGAUAAGCAAGCCGCCGACCCUAGACUCGCGGCGUCCGGUGCCGUGAUCAACACGUGCGGGUGGGUGGAAGGCAAAGGCCUCCGUCUGCUUCUAGCUACGAUCGCCAUCUUCCAGCCGUCGCAUGUGGUGGUCCUAGGUGACGUCAACUUGUACAACCAUCUCUUGCAUGAACAGGUGACCCCGGUCGUGUUGGGACUGCCGCGGUCGUACUUGGCCCAACGGCGGUCGGCUUCGUCUCGUCGAGACACGAGGAACGGUCGACUGCGGACGUACUUUACUCCUCCCCCUCGUGGGUCAGGCUCUCCAGAGAGCUUCCACAUUGAGGUGGCCACGUCCCAAGUCCGCUUGUUUACCCUUGUCCAAUCCCAAAAUCUCGUUCGAGUGAAGCGUGUGCCGUUGACUGAGUCGGUAAACCAUGCUGUGGUCGCCAUGUGUGUCGUCGAGUCGGACCACAUGCUGGUGCGCUCCACAGUCUUGGGCUUCCUCUGCAUUCGCGCCGUGAACAAAGACUCGGUGGUGUUUGUGUCGCCUCGACCUGGCCCUCUCCCAUCCAACCAUUUUUUGCUCGGUCAAGUGCAGUGGCUAGAAGCGUAGAGUUUCAUAGUAGCUGGCAAAUAUGGUUCACUACAAUCGCGAUUGUAACCAUCCUACUAUAAUAGUACAGCUUAAACCCUACAAAUGCAAAAUUCGUCAAGUCCA
Aphanomyces astaci is the source of this 1192-nucleotide messenger RNA. RefSeq lists its product as hypothetical. The coding region runs from base 11 to 1087 and encodes 358 amino acids. The transcript is spliced from 4 exons. Lineage: Eukaryota; Oomycota; Saprolegniomycetes; Saprolegniales; Verrucalvaceae. The record is from RefSeq and is a predicted model, not a curated record. Gene Ontology annotation, cellular component: nucleus. Gene Ontology annotation, biological process: tRNA splicing, via endonucleolytic cleavage and ligation. Gene Ontology annotation, molecular function: polynucleotide 5'-hydroxyl-kinase activity.